Molecule: messenger RNA, 852 nt
Organism: Melopsittacus undulatus (budgerigar)
Lineage: Eukaryota; Metazoa; Chordata; Aves; Psittaciformes; Psittaculidae
Gene: ASPDH
Product: aspartate dehydrogenase domain containing
Exons: 7
Coding region: 1-852 (283 amino acids)
Biological process (GO): NAD+ biosynthetic process
Molecular function (GO): L-aspartate dehydrogenase [NAD(P)+] activity; NADP binding
Source: RefSeq, a predicted model, not a curated record
AUGGCAGAGGUCCCGCGGUGCCGCCGGGUCGGGAUCCUGGGCUAUGGCCAAUUGGGCCAGUUCCUUGUGGAGCAGCUCCUGACUCGGGGCCCCUCCCUGGGCCUGACAUUGGGGUUCGUGUGGACACGGGGGGGGGCAUUGGAAGGGGUCCCCCCCCAACUGCGGCUGCUGGACCUCAAGGAGCUGCCCCACAGGGAUGUGGAGCUGGUGGUGGAGGUGGCACAUCCCUGUGUGGCCACGGAGUAUGGAGAGGAGAUCCUGAGCCAUGCGGACUUCAUGCUGGGCUCUCCCACUGCCCUCAGUGACCCGGCCAUGGAGCAGCGGCUGCGGGGGGCAGCGGAGCGGGGGGGGCACACGUUGUACGUACCCAGGGGAGCCCUCUGGGGCUGCGAGGACAUCGAGCGCAUGGACAGGGCCGGGAACCUGGCGGCGCUGACGGUGACGCUGACGAAGGCCCCUCAGAGCCUGCGCGCCGCGGGGUGGCUGCGGGAGCGCGCAGAGGCUGCGCUGGCCUCGGGGACGCGCACGGUGCUGUACGAGGGGCCCCUGCGCCCGCUCUGCGCGCUCGCCCCCAGCAACGUGAACGCCAUGGCCGCGGCCGCACUGGCGGCUCCCAGCCUGGGCUUCGACGGCGUGCGCGCAUGCCUGGUGGCGGAUCCCAGUGCCCCGGACGUGCACACGCUGCAGCUGGAGGCGCUGGGCACGGGGCCCCCGGGCAGGGCUCUCUCCAUCAGCAGCACCCGGCGGAACCCGGCCCUGCCUGGAGCCGUCACCGGCACCGGCACCAGGGACAGCUUCUGGAGCAGCCUGCAGGCCUGCACAGGCCAUGGCGGCUGCCUCCGGCUCUGCUGA